GCCUCCAAAGCCAAAGCCUGCUACAGCUCCUGUUAUCAAGAAAUCUCCUCUAAAGUCUCUCCACUCAAGACUUUUCAAAGGCUUACACCUACUGCUUCACAAAAGUCGACCAAAGGCUCGAGUAUCUUCAAAUUAAAAUCGCAGAGCAUCAAAGUCAAAAAGGAUGAAGGUCUUCCAGAAAUAAUCAAGGCUAAAAAGCCCGUGAACAAGCAAAAUUCGGCUGGAAUGCUUGAUUUGCAGAUUACUCCAAAGAAGAGCCGCCACGGUGACCAGACACAGCCAAAGAAACAAUCGGAUGCUAUUCUUCAGAAACAAAGCAUUAUAAACAUUGAACUGAUUAGUGGGGCUCCGCGUUCUAUGGAAAGC
Molecule: messenger RNA, 366 nt
Organism: Mesorhabditis belari
Lineage: Eukaryota; Metazoa; Nematoda; Chromadorea; Rhabditida; Rhabditidae
Source: the annotation of a GenBank genome assembly